AUGAUUACACUCCUUCCUUCGCACUUCGUUCUUGAGGAGGUGACCGGCUAUGACUUGGCCAUUGCAUCGCUCGCCUGGGGCUUCACGCUCGGCAUUGGCUGGUUGACGACAUGGACGGCCAUGAAACAAACUACACAAGUCUACAGACGUCACGGCCUUGGCAUAUUCUACAAUGCGUAUGUCUGGAUGAUUUGGGGCGACAUUUUCGUCUGCCUUGCCUUCGUUUCGCCUUCUAUUUCUGCAUUCGUCCAGUUUCUUCUUCAGAUUAUCAUCAACAGAUGCUCGAUCCUUCUGACCGACAAAGCCCACGCGUGGCGCAUCAAGAUUUCGGAGCGAUACAUUGAAAUCAACGAGUGGUGGGAUCGUUGCGAGAAAAUCUUGUAUCUCAUCGUCGACGCGGCGCUCAACGUUUACUUCAUGAUAAUCGUCCAACGGAUUCUUGUUGAACAUGGUCUCCGCAAAUACCGGAACUUGGUCAAGUUUAACAUGUUCAUCAUUGGGUUCUCAUUGAGCAUGGACGUACUCAUUAUCUGCAUGAUGAGCCUGAAGAAUACCUUCGUAUACAUGCAGUUUCACCCGCUCGCUUAUAUUGUCAAGCUCAACAUUGAAAUGUCGAUGGCUGAGCUUAUUGCCAAGAUUGCGAAGAGCAAGGACAACCAAGGCCCGUCUGAAGGAUAUUCUCAUUCUCGGUCCCACGGUACUCAAAGAAACCGUACGGUUAACGGUCCUACUUGGGUGGAAGCUGGAAGGGAUGGGAAAGGCAGUGCUUGGGGGACCGUCACAACAACCCUGGAGAUGCACACCACGAAGGCACCGGCUGGGGGCGACCAGGUGAAGGCGGCGUUUAACCAUGGCGAUAUCGAUCGUCUGACUAAUGCGGCCACUCCUUACAUCGGUUAUUUUGGGACCAGUCAGGGAGAUUCUCAGGGGGGGUCAUACAGGGGCGGCAGCGGCUCGCUGAGCAGUCUUGAUUCGACCAACGUGGGGGCAGUGGCUGAAAGGAACGAGAGUGAAAGGGGUGGGGAAUUACCAUAG
Messenger RNA from Verticillium dahliae VdLs.17, 1035 nucleotides. RefSeq lists its product as uncharacterized. Lineage: Eukaryota; Fungi; Ascomycota; Sordariomycetes; Glomerellales; Plectosphaerellaceae. The coding region runs from base 1 to 1035 and encodes 344 amino acids. The transcript is spliced from 5 exons. The record is from RefSeq and is a predicted model, not a curated record.